AUGUUAAACAGAAAUUGGAGCAGUUUUGUGCUCAGACAAGUUUCCCUAUAUAAAAACUUCCGUCAGCAGUGGACACGAUUUAAAGCGAGAGCCGUGCAAUACUCCUUCUCCCUCUACCGAAACGAUCGACGCUUCACUAGAUUCGCGAUAGCCGCCUCGACACUCGGUUUCACAUUCAAAGAGCAUGGAAUCAGUGAUAAACGAAUGGCAGAAUGCGACAAUUGCGAAGAGGAGUUCGCUCACCGGAAGACGCCUGGCAACGGAUGGGAGUUGCUUUACGAGGAGAAAGAUAUGCUGGCGUUCCGUCGACGCAUAGAAGGACCCUACGAAAUGUAUGAAUAUAAGUGUGUCGGCACUUAUUAUGAUAUAAGUCCCCGGACGUUUCUCGACGCACAAAAUGAUUUGAAGUAUCGAAAAGAGUGGGAUGAGAAUAUUGUGACGAUAGAGGUGGUGAAAGAGGAAAACGAGAAUGAAUUGAUCAGAUGGGUAUCCAAAUUCCCUUAUCCAAUGUAUCCGAGAGAAUAUGUUUAUGUGAGACGCACGUGGGUGUCGGAUAAUGAAAAAUAUGCAGUUAUUGAUAGCGAAUCGGUGCAGCCGGAGGUAUUCCCAUCAAUCUCCAAAACGAACGUCCGUGUUCGCUCCUACACGUCCCGUAUGUCGAUCCGCGCUCACACUAACUGGGAAUCCCACGGCGUCGACUAUAUCUUGACGUAUUGUGAUAAUCCGGAAGCCAACAUUCCCCGUUAUAUCUACAAUUGGAUGGUGAACAAAGGCGGUCCGUACUUUCUGAAACAAGUUCACAAAGCGGCGCGAGAAAUCGAGAGUAGCGGACGAGAAGUGCGAUCGGCGACGGAGAAAGCGCAGAAUAGUAAGAAUGAUCGGGUGACGGAACGAUUGGAAAAGGAAUCGGAAGUGAAAGAGAAGCAGCGAAGAGACGCGGAAGCGGCACGCCAGGAGAAUAAGGAGAAUAAUGGGGAGAAGAAGGCACAGAAGACUCAGAAGGCCCCACGAUCCUCCGCAGCCAACUCGUUCGUCUUACAGUCGCAGGAACAAGUGAACUAUCAGAGAACUGCUUGA
Caenorhabditis remanei is the source of this 1077-nucleotide messenger RNA. RefSeq lists its product as uncharacterized. Gene Ontology annotation, molecular function: lipid binding. The transcript has 4 exons. Bases 1 to 1077 code for a protein of 358 amino acids. The record is from RefSeq and is a predicted model, not a curated record. Lineage: Eukaryota; Metazoa; Nematoda; Chromadorea; Rhabditida; Rhabditidae.